Messenger RNA from Canis lupus familiaris (dog), 5149 nucleotides. RefSeq names its product zinc finger protein 454 (gene ZNF454). NCBI's taxonomy places the organism in Eukaryota, Metazoa, Chordata, Mammalia, Carnivora, Canidae. Gene Ontology annotation, molecular function: DNA-binding transcription factor activity, RNA polymerase II-specific; RNA polymerase II cis-regulatory region sequence-specific DNA binding. Gene Ontology annotation, cellular component: nucleus. Bases 312 to 1841 code for a protein of 509 amino acids. The record is from RefSeq and is a predicted model, not a curated record. The transcript is spliced from 5 exons. Gene Ontology annotation, biological process: negative regulation of transcription by RNA polymerase II; regulation of immune system process; regulation of cytokine production.
UUCUCUGCCCGGCGCAGGAGCUGGCGCUCGCCGCCGCUUCGCCCUCUGGGAAGUGGAGUCGGGGAAACCGCGGGGUUGGCCCCUCCGACUCGCGGGUAUUCGGCUCCCCGGCUCCCCGGGCAACGCGCAAGCGCAGUUCCGACCCGGGCUGCAGACUCCAGCUCAUUGUGUUUCGCCUGCGAUGUGGCGGUUGCGGUUCCUCGCUACAGGCAGAGGUUCCUCGAAGGGCAAUCCGGUGGUGACCAGGUGUGUAGAGGUUUCUAGCCCAAGUCCUGCUCUGCUAGACCUGGAAAGGGCUUAUCAGAAAAGAAAUGGCUGUCCAGCACCUGCCAACCAUGGUCCAGGAAUCCGUGACCUUCAAGGACGUUGUGGUGCUCUUCACCCGGGACGAGUGGGCACAGCUGAACCCUAUUCAGCGGGCCCUUUACAGAGAUGUGAUGCUGGAGAACUACAGCAACCUAGUCUCCCUGGGACUCUUAGGACCCCAACCAGAUGCAUUUUCCCAGCUGGGAAAAGAAGAAGAAUGGAUGCUGGAGGACACAUCAGGAGGCUUCUGUGUUGACUGGAUGACAACACCUGUGAGUAAGAAAUCUACUCCCAAGGUGGAUAUUCCUGACCAAGACGAUAGUCACUGGAAAUGUGAUGGCCUAUUGAAAUGGCAGUAUGGAGGCCAGGUGGCACUUGCUCACCAGAAAACCCCCUCUGUCUUCAGCGCCCAGGCAGGAGAUGAACCUGGGAAGCACUACACUGUGGGCUCAUCUUUUGUUCAGAGUCAGAGAUUUCAAUAUAGCAAAAAAGCCUUCGAGUGUAGUGAGUGUGGAAAAGUCUUCACUAAGAGUUCAACCCUUAAUAAACAUCAGAAAGUCCAUACUGAAAAACUUAAUGCAAAUCGGAAAACUGUUAUUAAAGAGAAACGAUAUGAAUGUAGAGAGUGUGGGAAAGCCUUUCAUCAGAGUACACACCUCAUCCAUCACCAAAGAAUUCACACUGGCGAGAAACCGUAUGAAUGUAAGGAAUGUGGCAAGGCCUUCUCCGUGAGUUCCUCACUUACUUACCACCAGAAAAUUCACACCGGAGAGAAACCUUUUGAAUGCAACUUAUGUGGAAAAGCUUUUAUCCGAAACAUACACCUUGCCCACCAUCAUAGAAUACACACUGGAGAGAAGCCUUUUAAAUGUAACAUAUGUGACAAAGCCUUUGUGUGCAGGGCACAUCUUACCAAACACCAGAAUAUUCAUAGUGGAGAGAAGCCCUAUAAAUGUAAUGAAUGUGGGAAAGCCUUUAAUCAGAGCACAAGUUUUCUUCAGCAUCAAAGAAUUCACACUGGAGAGAAGCCCUUUGAAUGUAACGAAUGUGGGAAGGCCUUCAGGGUGAACUCUUCUCUUACUGAACAUCAGAGAAUUCAUACUGGAGAGAAACCUUAUAAGUGUAGUGAAUGUGGGAAAGCUUUCAGGGAUAAUUCAUCCUUUGCUCGACAUCGGAAAAUUCACACUGGAGAGAAACCGUACAGAUGUGGUUUGUGUGAGAAAGCCUUUAGGGACCAAUCAGCCCUAGCCCAACAUCAGAGAAUUCAUACUGGGGAGAAACCUUAUACAUGUAAUAUAUGUGAGAAAGCCUUCAGUGACCAUUCAGCCCUCACUCAACAUAAGAGAAUCCACACUAGAGAAAAACCUUAUAAAUGUAAAAUCUGUGGCAAAGCCUUUAUUCGAAGCACACACCUUACCCAACAUCAGAGGAUUCACACAGGAGAGAAGCCCUAUAAAUGUAAUAAAUGUGGGAAAGCUUUCAACCAGACUGCAAACCUCAUUCAGCAUCAGAGACAUCACAUUGGAGAAAAGUGAUAGGAUUAUAGUUUAUAUGGCAGAGCUUUGAGACUAAGUAUGUUCAUUAUUGAAUGUAAGAGUGUUCGUUCCAGAAAAUAGCCAUGAAAGCUUACCUGAAGAUGGUCUUUUUAUUUACUGAAAAUCAACCUUCAUGGUAUUAUGGGUUUGAGAAUUUAAGAAUGGCAUGCAUUCCUCCUAGUUCAGAACUGCCUCAAUUUAAUAGCAGUAAUAUUUAUUUAGCCUAAAUUAUCAAGUAUCAUGACCAAAAUGAAGCUUCAUUAGCAAGAUAGAAAUAAGUUGAUCAAAUUUGCAUUUUGACUCUUAAGAGAGAUUGUAAAAUUGUAAAAGAUCAGAUCAAGAAGCAAAGGAAGAAAAAAAGUAAGAAAUUGGUCUAUAAGCAUUUCAUUCACUUCUCUUAUAUAAGAGGGUUUCUACUUUUAAUGGAACCCUUUGUUCUCGCCCCACCCACUUUCCCAGCAUAAGGAAAGUGCAGUCACGCAUGCAUUGGCCCCAGAGUUAAAUUAUGUUUCCCACCUUCUGUUUCAAACCAUCUUGUCAGAUCUCCCCGACUUACAUGUCCACUGGCUGCUUACCUGUAUUCUGGGACAGCUCAUUUGAAUAGUGGGUCUCUUGAUUUAGCACCUCCUAACCGGUGACCUCGUGUCACUUAUUAUCACCCCAUUUUCCAUUGGGGAAUGUGGUGACCUAGCUUCGUACACAGUCCGUGAUUCUGGAUGUAGCACCCAGACCCAACUUUCAGAACUCUAGACCCCCCCCCCCCCCCCGGGAGGCAGAGGUCAAUCAAGCUUCUUGAAUUACACAAUUCCUCUGGGCCUCACCUCAACUCUGAAACUGGGAUGGUACCUUCAGGUAGGGGCUUAGUUUGUGUAGACAUUACCUCCAGUUAUUCUGCAGUACUUCCCCACACACAGUGGUCAGGCCUGAUCAGCUUCAGACGUGACAGUGCAACCACCUAGUGGUGUUCUAGGCCACCUCCACUUCUGUGACUUGCCAUUUCCUAAUGUGCAACUGACACAAGAAGUUAGAGCCCCAAAGCCAGUUCUCAGAAACCCUGGCCCAUUCUGUUUCCCUUGGGUGACUGUCCUCUGUGCCUAUUGCACUAGAGUAUAUAUUUGUUACCCCCCACCCCCGGAAUAUGAACCACUGUAUCCUAGUCCCUGCCCUUUUGUGUCCAAUUUCCUGAAAGUAUCAACUGUGUUCACAGAUAAACAGCUUUGAAUUUCUGCUUUUGCAUUUAAAAGUAGGGAUUUCCCCUCGUCCUUCUGUGUUACCCCACUAUUUAAAGACUGCCAUUUUGAGAGUGGUGAGCUAUCUGUGGGGUCAUUCCAUGGGUCAGGAGGUGGUCAAAAGCAUUAUGAUGUUCUCUGGCAGGGCACUGUCCAUGCUCAAAAGUUUUAGUAAUACUCUGUUCCUGCAGGUAUAGUUCCUUUUCCAUCUUGGGUCCUUCAUUGCUCUCAGUAGAAAUCAGAGAUAAAACAACGUGUGUGCCUUCACAUACACCACCUCUUCUAGCACUGUCCCCUUCCCCACCACAAAGAAUGGGGAGCCUGCUGUACUGCAAACCGGAACAUACCACAUCAUGAAAAUGGCAGAGCAAGUUCAGCCGUUGCUCUGGGAAAUGGAGUGGCAGGUCCUUGGUCCGUGGAGGUGUCCAAGUUGGGCAGCCCACUGGCCCCCCAGAUACUGCACCUCGACUUCAAGUUACAGAAGAGGACAGUCUAUCCUGGUGGCAUCAGUGGACUCCAGGUUGAACACAGAGUUGGAAGCUUCCAGAAGCUCUGAACCCUAAGUUCUCUAAAUUCGGCUUGCAUCAAAUAAAGGCCACCAAUGUGGGCAGGCAUCUCCUGUGAGGUGAUCAGCAGUCAUACUUUCUUCCCUAUGAAGCUGCAGGUGGAGCAGCAUUUUGGGGGGUGACUGGGAGCCCUUUGUAGGCUGGGCCAGCACAUGCUCACCUACAGCCUCACAGGCCUAGCAGCCCCAGAUGCCACAAUAUACUUCAAGAUCUGCUCACUGCUACAGAUCACUGCCUUCAGAACUAACCCUAUGGCCUGGCUGGUCCUAAUAAUCACCCUUACCUUGAAUCCCUGUGGAACCCUGCUUGACUGAGUUUAUUGUUAACUAGUUUUUCUUGGGCACCUGCAGUUGAGCCAUGGCCAAGACCUGCUGCCCUCUGAGAGUCUCCUUCAUCCCAGUGAUGGCCCCAGCAGCUGUUCCUGCAUCAGGAGCAGUGCAGCUGAAAGGCCCUCAAUCUGGGACUCCUCCCUGCCCUGUCAAUGCACAGAGUUUCCAGCACCCUCAUGACUACACCAUAUCAAGAUAAUGAAUGAGCCAGUCUCCCCACCCCCUCAUAGGGACCGAAGAGAGAGGAGCCAAAGGAGCAGACCUAGAACCCAUCUCCCACAUCAGAGCUCCCCUGGCCUCCUGUGGAAUCAAACAGCCUGUGGGCAAACUCAGGGCAAGGGUUGGAGAAGAGGAUUAGCACUUAGACUUUGCUAAAUUCCUCACUGUGGACUCCUGUGCACACCCCUGAAACUGCCAGGUCUUGGGGAAAAAUAAUUGCUCCCAGUUUCUCUUUACACAUUCCUCUAAUGCUCUCGUAUCAGGUUUUCCCGUCUCCAACUGAUAGAUUUGGCACCUGGGUUCUCCCUCGCCACCUGAGUUAGCCUAGCUCUGACAGCAGUGUCUACCCAAGACCAUCCCUUCCUCCAUAUUCAGCAACAGCUUUUAGAAUGGCACCUUGACCCCCAGCAGACUGGGGCUUCACAGUUACUGUGCCUGAGCCCCAGAGUUUCAGAACAAGACAGUCCGAAACUGCAUGCAUCUUUGGUUAAGAAAACAAUUUAAUUCCCUUAAACAUAAAUUUCCUCUAAGUGCAUUGCCUCCAGCUGUCUUCUUUCCUACCCCCUCUGCACUUUGCCCUCCCCUUCCUUCUAGUCAGCAAGGCCAUGUGGACCAUAAAACCCUCCUGCCCUACUCUAGCCUACAGUGGGAGGGGUCCCAGCUUCUGGCCCCACCUCCACUUCUGCUAAAUAUAUUUUUGGUGAUAUUUUUACUUUUAGUAUUUUUAUACCAGUUUGUGAAGGGAAAAGAAAAUAUACAAGGUUUGAUUGUUUCCCAUCACUCAUGAACUUCUCUUGGUGUGCUAAUGACCACUCUCUGCUUGGGCCAGGAUUUGGUCAGUUGGGCAUAUUCCUCCUCACCCUGUCUACCACUCAUCACUAUUCUUAAAAUAUUGUUGCCAUAGAAUAAUCCAUUAGUGUGUCUUUCUGAAAAUAAAUGAGAAAAGUUCAGUGCCCUCAGAGGUA